Pseudomyrmex gracilis is the source of this 3013-nucleotide messenger RNA. RefSeq lists its product as uncharacterized. Lineage: Eukaryota; Metazoa; Arthropoda; Insecta; Hymenoptera; Formicidae. Gene Ontology annotation, cellular component: membrane; neuron projection; synapse. Gene Ontology annotation, biological process: chemical synaptic transmission; nervous system process; monoatomic ion transmembrane transport. Gene Ontology annotation, molecular function: extracellular ligand-gated monoatomic ion channel activity; transmembrane signaling receptor activity; neurotransmitter receptor activity. The transcript is spliced from 15 exons. The coding region runs from base 59 to 2740 and encodes 893 amino acids. The record is from RefSeq and is a predicted model, not a curated record.
GCUUAUGUGAUGGAAGGAAUUAGUUGAGUCUGAGCCGUGGACUCGUAUUGAUUCGAAGAUGAGAAUAUUACAGGUGUUCGGAGUUUUUAUUAUUCUUUGGCGGAAUCAAUACACUGUUUUUUCAACGAAUCUUGAUGUGUUGUUCGCUUCGGAUUUGGAAAAUCCUACGCAGGACACCGUAUUUAGAGGAUGCAAACCUUUGACAAAUGGAACACCGCUUUUGCGUCUUGGAAAAUAUCUUUUUUGCGAUUACGAUACCGCCGUUCGACCGAAUCAUCACAAAAACGUCACCAACGUCACUCUGAAAAUGAUACCAAAAAUAAUGGAAUUUGACGAGAGAGGUAUAAUAACGCUUCAUACCUGGGUGUCGUUGUCGUGGACUGACGCGCACUUUACAUGGACGCCGAGCGAUUUCGAUGGAGUUACGUAUCUUCAUGUGAAAAAUUAUCAUAUCUGGGUACCCGAUUUGAAUGUUUACAACUCCGGUGAUAUGUCGAACGAUCUGUUCGAAUUACCUAUGACAGAUUGUUUGCUUUACAAUACGGGCGUUGUUAAUUGCGUGCCAGCUAUAAAAUUUGUAUCUAAAUGCGAUGUCGAUUACACUUAUUGGCCUUACGAUCAGCAGAAGUGUCGUAUUGUACUCGGCUCGUGGUCGCAUACAGGAGAGGAAAUCGAUUUCCAUUUAGACGGAGAUGGAAUUUCGAUGAACACCUACGAAAAUAAUACAGCGUGGGACUUGAAGUUUGUAAGCGCGAUGAGACGUGUAAUAACAUUUAAAUGCUGUCCGAAUAAUACUUUUCCGCAAGUCAAUUACAACUUCUUGCUAACUCGGCAUUACGGAAUAACUCGUAGCACCCUUGUCACACCGACAAUCGCUUUAGUAGUGCUUACUUUAACUGUGCUUUGGCUUGAUUCGAGAUCGGUCGAACGAAUAGCCGUUGCGAGUUCGAAUUUUAUUUGCCAUAUGCUCUGCAUCAUGAAUUUGCACUGGCAGUUACCGUACAAUAGCGUCAAUACGCCCAACAUAAUGUUGUUUUAUCGCGAAUCUUUGGCAUUGGCUACUUUUGCUUUAAUUCUGACGGCCUUGUUGCGAAAACUACAAAACAUGAGCGCAAAAGUACCAAGUUGGAUCUCGUACGUGACAACGUUUGUCUUGAACAAUAAGGCAGGUCGUUUUCUAAUUCUAAACAAUGAGGAAUCCAAGAUACCGGACGGAGAUUUAGCGACCGAAGAAACCUCGGAUAAUUCAAAAUUCGCAAAAUCGGCUUCUUGGAGACAUUUCGCUGUUAUCGUUGAAUGGACAUCGUUUUUUUGCGUGAUUCUCACUUACGUCGUCAUUUUGAUUAUCCUCGUACCCACGGUAUCGUCCGGUCUGCGUGUAACAAUUGCACAGAAGAAUUCAUCGCCUAAGCGAUUUAGUCGUUGGAGAAUCGUUCGACUCUCUUUGUAUACGUUCAGAAUGAGUAAACCCGACAGUUUUCUCGUCUUAAUAUUUAUUCUCGAUAUUGCAUUCGGUGAUGCAACAACUAAUUGUAAUAAUAUCGAGAGCAAGUCAACUGUGCUGCAACUGAAGAGACACCUUCUUUGCGAAUACGAUUCUGACGUAAGACCCGUCAAGAGCAAUAAUAAUGUGACACGUGUAACUUUUCGAUUAACGCCGCAUUUCAUCGAAUACAGUAAUGAGGACGAAAUCUUUGAAUUACACGCGUGGAUAGGAAUGUGGUGGUAUGAUUCGCAUUUGACAUGGAAUACAGAGCAAUACGAUAAUAUCCAAUGGAUACCCGUAAAAUGGUACGAAAUUUGGGUACCGGAUGUUAUGCUGCAUAACGAAUGGAGCGAACAAAGAUCGGAAAUAAGUUACAAUCAAGCGAAUUACUGGGUUUGGUAUAACGGGAUGAUUCAGUGGUUAAAUCCAGUAAAAUUUUCCACAUUUUGCGUCCCAGAUAAUACAUGGUAUCCGUACAGCCUUAUGAACUGCACCAUACAAUUAGGCUCGUGGUCACAUUCCAGUGACGAGAUUGAACUCAUUCCUUAUGAGAAUAAAACUUUAGAUACAAAUAUAGAAGCAAAACACCCUGAAUGGGAUUUACUGAAAGUUUCUGUAUCAACAUGGGAGAACAAAUACAAAUACAAUUCGGGUUCUACCGCAAAAAUGCUCUCUUAUCACUUUAUUGUAAGAAGACACGCGGAUGUAAUACGCGUCACGUAUAUGUUACCUGUUAUAAUGUUAAUGGUGAUGACUCUAACAGCGCUGUGGCUAGAAUCGAAAUCCUAUGAGCGCAUGAUUAUUGUUAAUCUCAACUUUAUUUGUCACUUAUUGUGCAUACAAGACAUAUAUUGGGAACUACCGAAAAGCGGAUUUAACACUCCUAAAUUGAUUAUUUUUUACGAGAGUUCUCUUGCAAUAGCAACAUUUACUCUCGUUUUAACGAGCAUCUUGCGACAUCUGCAAGAACUCGACAGUGAACCACCUAUGUGGAUUUCAACUAUUACAACGUCAAUCUUGCGCAGCAGAGCCGGACAGAUCCUUUCAGUUAGUAUUCUAGAUCCGGCUGCGACGGCCAAGAUAGAAGUCGAUGCGGAUGACAACACCGAUCUCAUGCAGUCAAACAACAAAAGAGCGUCGUGGAAAUACGUUACCGUGCUUGUAGGAUGGUUAGCGUUUUUCAGUGUAUUUCUCGCGUAUAUCGUGUUACUGGGUACAUGUUUUCCUACGUACAACUCUGCGUCGAUGUCUUGAAUUCUCUCUCUUCUUAUUCUCUCUCUAGUAUAUAUGUGUAUUUUUUUUUUGUGUACAUGCAGCAUACAAUAAGAUUUACAGUAUACGAUAAGAUAGUUUAGAUAACUUUGAUGGAAAUAGUUUACUAAAAUUAUAAAGAACUUAUUUGAAAUAUUGUUGAAAGACUUACUACACUUUAUAUCAAGUAACCUAUUUUCGUUAUAAUUUUGUCACAAUUUCAAUACAAUUGAAAAAUCUUUAUCAAAAUUUAUUAUUAAUACUUUUAUCUUGAUG